This is a messenger RNA of Dunckerocampus dactyliophorus (ringed pipefish), 9088 nucleotides long. RefSeq names its product adenylate cyclase 2a (gene adcy2a). The coding region runs from base 284 to 3970 and encodes 1228 amino acids. The record is from RefSeq and is a predicted model, not a curated record. Lineage: Eukaryota; Metazoa; Chordata; Actinopteri; Syngnathiformes; Syngnathidae. Gene Ontology annotation, biological process: adenylate cyclase-inhibiting G protein-coupled receptor signaling pathway; intracellular signal transduction; cAMP biosynthetic process. Gene Ontology annotation, molecular function: adenylate cyclase activity. The transcript is spliced from 28 exons. Gene Ontology annotation, cellular component: plasma membrane.
AAAGUCACAUCCAGCUAACAUACAUGUACUGUGACUGGAAGCAUACUAAUAGAAACGUGGAGAUGACAUCACUUCCAGCACAUGCCUGUGGACAAGACACAAGUUGAAGGAGAGAACUGAUUGGAGGAGAUGCAAGGAACAGGAAGACCGUGGCAGGUUGCAGUCAUCUCCCCCUCCCCUUACCCUUCACUUCCCUCCCACUUUUUCCCUCUCACUCUAAAGCGCACUCAGUCUCUCCCCUCAUUUCCCACUCCAACAUGUUGGCAGGAGGCGGCUAUGGAGGAUGCUGCGCUCAAACCUUGGUGUGUUCUUGCCACCUCUCCGGCCAGCGCACAUUGCCUCUGACUCAGACCCACCUUUCACCUGUAUCCGCCUGAAGGACUUUAAAAGGGAGGAGGUUGGGGAGGUCCUCAAGGUUCCACAGGAGAUCAGGAGCACUCACACCAGGGUCCCCAGAAGGAGCAACAGCAGCAGGAGAAAAGUGGAGCACAGCAACUGCCCUUCAUCUGUGGUGGAAACUGUUACCUCAGACGUCAUCGCCUCCUCUGGUUUCUCUCCUGCUUCUCCCUUCUCAGCUCCAAGAUCCAUGUGGCAAGAGGCAAUAAGGAGGAAGCGGUACCUCCUGGACCGGACCGGGGAGUCUGGUGUGAGGGAAAAAGGAGGUCAGGAGAAGAGGAGCAGAUCCCGGGACUGGCUGUAUGAGUCGUACUACUGUAUGAGCCAGCAGCAUCCUCUGAUUGUGUUCCUGCUGCUCAUAGUGAUGGGAGCAUGCCUGGCUCUGCUGACUGUGUUCUUUGCAUCAGGACUGGAUAGUCCUUUAAACAAUGGGACUGAGAGAAUCAUGACACAUGGGAACACAGACAUAAACAAUCACACCAAGAUAAAGAACGUUGAAGACCACAUGGCUUUUGUAAUCACUGUGCCCACGGCGUUGGCGAUCUUCCUGGCCGUGUUUGUUUUGGUCUGCAUCGAAUCCAUUUUCAAGAAGCUCCUUCGCGUUUUCUCCCUCGUCAUCUGGGCUUGCUUGGUUGCCAUGGGUUACCUUUUUAUGUUUUCCGGUGGGAUUGUCUGUCCAUGGGACCAGGUGUCCUUCUUCUUGUUUAUUGUUUUUGUGGUUUACACGAUGCUGCCAUUCUCCAUGCGGGACGCCAUCAUCGCCAGCGUACUCACCUCCACCUCUCACACUGUUGUGUUGAGUGUCUGCUUGUCCACCACAGCUGAUCACAUGGAACCGGUGGUAUGGCAGAUUUUGGCCAAUAUCAUUAUUUUCAUGUGUGGCAACAUGGCAGGGGCAUACCACAAACAUCUGAUGGAGUUGGCACUCAAGCAGACUUACCAGGACACCUGCAACUGCAUCAAAUCCCCAAUAAAGCUGGAAUUUGAGAAGAGACAGCAGGAGCGUCUGCUGUUGUCUCUGCUACCAGCACAUAUUGCCCGUGUGAUGAAAGCGGAGAUCAUCCAGAGACUAAAAGGACCAAAUUUUGGUCAGAUCGAGAACACAAACAAUUUUCACAACCUCUAUGUUCAGAGGCACACUAAUGUCAGCAUACUGUAUGCGGAUAUAGUUGGAUUCACACGCCUUGCCAGUGACUGCUCACCUGGAGAGUUGGUGCACAUGCUCAAUGAAUUGUUUGGCAAAUUUGACCAAAUUGCCAAGGAAAAUGAAUGUAUGCGGAUAAAAAUCCUUGGUGAUUGUUACUACUGUGUAUCUGGCUUGCCAGAGUCUCUGCCAAAUCAUGCCAAGAACUGUGUCAAGAUGGGCUUGGACAUGUGUGAGGCCAUCAAGAAAGUGCGCGAUGCCACAGGGGUUGACAUCAAUAUGCGUGUUGGCGUGCAUUCAGGGAACGUCCUGUGUGGUGUGAUCGGACUUCAGAAAUGGCAGUAUGAUGUUUGGUCACAUGAUGUCACAUUGGCCAAUCACAUGGAAGCAGGAGGUGUACCAGGGCGAGUCCACAUCACUUCAGUGACACUAGAGCACCUAAAUGGCGCCUACAAGGUAGAAGAUGGGGAUGGACAAGAGAGAGAUCCCUAUCUAAAGGAACAUGGAGUCAUCACUUAUUUGGUUAUUAACCCAAAGGUGGAGCGACGCAGCCCGCAGUAUCCCUAUAGGCCCAGACACACUCUGGAUGGAGCAAAGAUGAGAGCCUCCGUCAGGAUGACCCGCUAUCUGGAGUCCUGGGGCGCAGCCAAGCCUUUUGCCAACCUGCACCACAGGGACAGCAUGACCAACGAGAAUGGAAAGAUCAACACAGCUGACGUACCAUUGGGGCAGUAUCACUUCCAAAGGAGAUCUGAAAGGACAAAGUCUCAGAAAAAGCGGUUUGAGGAAGAACUUAAUGAAAGAAUGAUCAGGACUUUUGAUGGCAUAAAUUCACAAAAGCAGUGGCUCAAGUCUGAGGACAUUGAAAGAAUAUCAUUGUUCUUUCACAACAAGUCUUUGGAAAAGGAGUACAGAACAACAAUCUUGCCGGCCUUCAAAUAUUACAUCACCUGCGCCUGUCUCAUCUUUUCCUGCAUUUUCAUUGUGCAGAUUCUUGUCUUACCAAAGACAGCAAUCUUGGGAAUAUCUUUUGGUAUGGCAUUCUUUGUCCUUUCCGUGAUUGUCUUCAUAUGUUUCAUUGGACACUUCCUGCACUGGAGUAAGAGCACCCCCACUUCAUGGAUGUGGCUGCUAAGGUCCUCAGUCAUUAUUGCCAACAAGCCGUGGCCCCGUAUCACCCUCACUCUGACAACCACAGCUCUCAUUCUAACUAUGGCAGUCUUCAAUAUGUUCUUUUUGGAGGACAAUGUGUUGCCACCGGUUCCUAUUUACAACUCAUCCAAUGAAACGCAGUUUUACCCAAAUGGACAACAAGCUGCUUUUACUGACAAAAACAACUUCUACCUUCCUUAUUUAAUUUACAGCUGCAUCCUGGGCCUGAUCUCUUGCUCGGUGUUCCUGAGGAUAAACUAUGAGCUGAAAAUGAUAACCAUGUUGACAGCUGUGGUGGUUUACAACAUCAUCAUUCUGCAAACACACGCGUCACUGCUGGAUGAAUACAGCAGAUUCCUCUACAAAUCUGAAAGCCUGGACAGACCAGGAGUUCUCAAAGACCUGAAGACUAUGGGCUCUAUCUCACUCUUCAUCUUCUUCAUCACUCUACUUGUGCUUGCUCGGCAGAAUGAAUAUUACUGUAGGUUAGACUUUCUGUGGAAGAACAAGUUCAAGAAGGAGUGUGAGGAGAUUGAGACCAUGGAGAACCUCAACAGGGUCUUGUUGGAGAAUGUCCUACCCGCACACGUCGCCGAGCACUUUUUGGCACGAAACUGGAAGAAUGAGGAUCUGUACCACCAAUCAUACGAUCUGGUGUGCGUCAUGUUUGCCUCUAUCCCAGACUUUAAAGAGUUUUACACAGAAUCUGACGUCAACAAGGAAGGAUUGGAGUGUCUCAGGCUCCUCAAUGAGAUCAUUGCUGAUUUUGAUGAGCUGUUGUCUAAGCCUAAAUUCAGUGGUGUGGAAAAGAUCAAAACCAUUGGAAGCACAUACAUGGCUGCUACAGGGCUCAAUGCCUCACCUGGACCAGAGUACCCCUCACAGGAACAUGACCGACAGUACAUGCACAUUGGGACCAUGGUGGAGUUUGCAUUUGCUCUGGUGGGGAAGCUGGAUGUUAUCAACAAACACUCCUUCAAUGACUUCAAACUCCAAGUUGGUAUUAACCACGGUCCAGUGAUUGCUGGAGUCAUUGGAGCACAGAAACCACAGUACGACAUCUGGGGUAACACAGUCAAUGUAGCAAGUCGAAUGGACAGCACGGGAGUCCUGGGGAAAAUACAGGUGACAGAGGAGACGAGUCGCAUACUCCUGACGCUGGGCUACGUGUGCUCAUGCCGAGGCAUCAUUAACGUCAAGGGCAAAGGAGAGCUCAAGACCUACUUUGUUCACACAGAAAUGACCCGAUCACUGUCCCAAGGGAAUAUGAUGCCAUGAGACUUGAGUCAUUUUUUUUUUCUAAGCUGCACAGCCAACAUUGACGUCAGGUUGGAGACUUUGGAGCAUCUCAGUGGCGGCGAAACUGUGGGAAAAAAAACACAUUUGCGCUGCAAGGACAAAAAAAAAAAUUGCAUUGCCAGGUUAAACACACUGCAGCUGUAGUAUACAUUUUGCAGUUACGUAAGUGUAGCAUGUACAGCCCGUGAAAUGUAUCAUUACUUUUUUGGGGGGGGUUUUAAAGCCAAAGUGGCAGGAAUUGGUUCAACCAAGAAACUUCUUCUCCAAAAAGAAUGCAAAUAGUAUACUCACUCAAUUCUGGCAGACUUUAAAGGAGGAAAUAGCUGCCAAUCAAAACAUGAAUCUGUAUUCCAUUCACUUUACACGUGACAAGUUGGAUUAUAGCUGAUUGUGCAAUGCCAAGUAUGAGGAGAGCAACAAGAAAGGCUUUUGUUCGCCAUCAGAAAGUAACUUUCACAGUGUGAACAAUGACAAGGAUGUGAUUGACUUUACUAUUAACUGAAUGAUACAGGCCAGAAUGGAGCAUCUUUUAUUAAAAUUAAGACCACAAAAGGAAUAAUGCAUGACUACAGUUGCAGAGGGACAACAAAGAGACAUGUGUAUAUAAUGCCGUCUACCUUGGAAGCAGAGUCUUGAAUGUAAAACGUGCGCAAGUGGGGCCAUGCUCUGCAAAGCUGUUUUCACACUUAAAUCAGCUUGGCUAGCGCUGUUUGCACAAAACACGUCAACAUUAUGAAGCAGGUUGAAGUACCACGUUAGAAUAGAAUAACAUGUCAGCGUGCUGGUAUGUACAGGGUAGCUGUAGAUAACUGUGGUUUUGUAUAAAAAAAACAAAAAAAAAGAUAUUCCACAAAAAGUGUUUUGAUGUUUUAAUGAUGCAACUUUUUUCUUUCUUUUUCGUAACAAUGUCAUUAAAUUUCUAUGUAUUUCAGUCUUGUGGCGUGCUUGAAAGUGAUCGGUAACACUGUAUGAAAGAAACAGCAAAUGCCUUCAAGCUGCGGUAUGAAGUUGUCAAUACUCAUCAUCAAGACAGCAAAUUAUAAUAACCCUACUGCACCGAGCGGAGCUACUGUAGAUUCCCUAUUUCUACAUCACUUUAAUAAUUGAUUGCACUUACUGCCAGAGACAUGGUGGGAAAAAGAUCCUGUGAAAGGUUUUAAAGCCAGAAGGUCCUCCGCUACGACUAGCAAACAACAACAGCUGACCCAGAAAUAUCGGAAGCAAACAAAAAAGUUUCUCAGGAUCUCACAAAACAUUUUUUGUUUUUUCACACAUUUUAGUUUUUUUAUUGGCUCACGGCACACUAGAAAUAAAAUUAAACCCAAAAACCCAGCAAAAAUGGGAAACUGUAAAGAGAAGAAGCUGAAAUGUCGACACUAAUAAUAAAACAAAGAUAUGUCUUCAAAUAUAUAUACCAUUUCAAAAAAAAGUAAAAAUACAUAAAAUAUCAAAGUGGUCCCCUGCAUUCUUCGAUUUUCAGUAUGCGGCCCUCGGUGGAAAAAGUUUGGACACCUCCUCCUUAGGGGAUCCGUACGUCGUAAAUACAGUCAAGAGAGGAAAAACUCUGUAUAAGGUGCAUAUAGGAGCAGUUUGAUCUUCUCCCCUUAUUUUUACAAGUUAUUUCUACAAGAAAGUGUAUUCAUUUUAACCAUGUUAAUGCUGCAGUGUACAAAUAAGUCACAGGUGAAUGCGCUUUAUGAAGCUGUUCAAGCAGCUCCAGUUGUUUAUAAAUGAGUUUUUUUUGCUGUGAGGGUCACAUCCUGCUACAUGUGCGCCUGCUGCAUUUCAGAUGUAAAGGUCAAAUUUACAAGCCGCCUCUGUUGUCAUUUUACUGCAAGUCCUAAAAGGGUACAGCUGCUUUAUUGUUAAAACACAACCAGGUGGAAACAAACAACCGCUGUUUGUCCUGCACGUCCUCUCACUCCCACAGAGAGAUUUAAUGCAUGUUGGAGGGUUCACAUUCUGUCAAUACCUGGAGAUUAUUUGACAUCACAGAGGAGCGCCACACCUCGUAGGAUCCAGAAUUCUGGAGCAAGUGAGGUUUUCAGGUCCACCGCUGCUAUGUAGUUCAAGUCUGUCCUAAUAGGUUUUUUGUAGAUUGGACAGGAGUAAAGGCGACUGUCCUUGGUUCCUGCAAAAGAUGGAAGCAAUGGGUGACAUUUCUUCUCAGCUGUAGACAGCAAUGGAAAUGUAAAAAUAUGGAACAUGAACUGCUGCUACUGCUGAACAGCUCAGAGGAUUAGUUCCUGUCUACCGUUUUUGAUUUGUCACGCUGAAGUCCCUAAUAAUGGAUAUGUGUUCUUGUUAAGUUUUGUUGAGAAUCCACAAACAUUGAUGAUGUCAUGAAAUAUUUUAAUUACAUUUUGCGUCUCUGGGUCCUGCAGAAAUCGUUUUCGAUAUUUUUUCAAGAUUUGUUGAUCAAGUAUUGAUUUUAGGAGACAAAUGAUUAUUUCUUCAUGGGGGGCUGCUUUUUAGUCCUUUUAAACACGUAUAUUCAGUAUUAACGGCUCUGCAAAUUUGCAGAUUUUGGGUCCAAAUAUUUAUUUUUUCCUGGGAAUUGGUGAUUUUUGUUCAGCAGAAAACACAUCUCAUUCACCAUAAGUUGUCAAUUUAUAAAUGUGUCGUCCCUCGCCAUUUCGCAGCUCAAAUUCACUCAGUCACGCUUUUUGGAAUAUGACCUAUUAUUAAAAAAAGCACAUUUAAGCAAAUUUGACGUAUUUUGGCAUGAAUUAAGCAUUUUCAAGCAUAAAAAUUGCUCAAGUAACUAAAAUACAAAUACUGCAUAUAUGUAUGUGUACAACUUUGAAACUACUGUAGUAAAUACUAAUGAUUCGUAUUUCACAUGAACUGUUUCAAAGUUAAAGUUGAUAUUAUUCAGUAAUUCACACUUCAAUUCAAUAUGGAAAUAAAGAUAAUUACACAUCAUUCCUCAAUAGUUGUGUAGAAUAACCUGAGUCAGGCAAAAAAAGCUACGUAGCGUUCACUAGACUCGCAGUUCAUGUAUUACGUCCAAAGAUGAAGGUUCCAUCUCUGUGUGUAUCUUCAGACCGUUCACCGUUUUUCAGCACUUUGCCGCAGGGGAGCACCAGCAAAUCAGGAUGUCAUAUGGCAGCUACAAAGUGACAUUUAUGCCAUCGACCCAAACUACCUUGGCGACCGAUUGUCAUAGUGGGCACCCCUGAUUUAAGGCAUUCAGAAGAUGCUGCGACGAUAUGAUGAUUGUAUUCUACUAAGUGUCAGUAAUGCCACUGUAAGGUUCAGUGAGACAGAAGCACCGGACUCGAUCUCAGUUUAUAUUGCAGGUUUGAAUGAUCAGAACAGGCACAAUGAUGAUUAUAAUAACAACACGGGCUACUGUUGCGGUCGUAACCCACGGCAAACUAAAACUCAACUCCGAACUCGUGACAUCACUUCCUGUCCAACACCAGAACACAUUUAUAGCAACACAGACAAUUAUGAGUCUUAUUUAUGUCUUAAAUGGCCUAUUUUCUGUUAUUAAGUCUACUAUAGUGGGUAAUACGAGUGCAAAGGUGACUAUAGGCGUGUUAUUUCAUGGAUAGAAGGCUUUAAUAAUGUUAAAAACUGUAUUUAGAAGAUCAUAAACAGGUUUUCUGUGCUAUUUUCUAAUCCAUUUAUGAAUUAGGAAUCCUACUUUGUGGAGAUUGACUCAUCAUGGAACCAAUUAACUUACUGUACAGGUCAAAUGUAAAAUACCAGUGUUACUUUUUCACUGCCUAUAAAAAAAGCAUAGGUCCUUUUUAACAUUGGUGUGUUUCUUUGAUUCGUGCUGUACUGUUCACAUUUCAGCUGAACAGACCUGAACCACACUUGAGUUUGUUUGCAAGAGGACUGACCUUUUCAAGUGGUCUCGGUCAGCUUGUUUUGUUGGCACAAGCGUUUAAAUGAUCAAACUACACUUUUUUCCCCCCCGCCGCCUCUGUCACGCACUUGCCUACUUAUUACUCUAGAGCCAAGAUUCACAAAGGGGUCCGUGAAUAAAAAUGAAAAACAAAUUAGCACCUAAAAGUCACAAUUUCAAGUGCACCUGAACGCCUCACAGCACAGAGCGCACAGUCAGAGCAGAAAGAAGGAAGGAGAGAGGCAUGAAGUUCUUCAUUGUUCUGUGUGUGUUAGAUGAACAAAUAUGUAAGUUUGACGAUUAUGUCGUGCAUAAAGAGUGUUUAAUCUUGAAGAUUUAAUUUAUAUUGGCAUUCCAAUCCUCAGCAUUGUGAAAACCUGUCAAAGUAUGUGUGUGUCAGGAUGAGAGAGUGGGGAGUCCCCCAAAAAUGAGGCUUUAUCACUGCUUGUAUGUAUUUUUGUACUUUGAAUGCUGCGUUAUCAUGUUUGUUAAACCUUCCCUUUCAAUUUGGUAUCAAAUUAAUAUGCAGACUUAAACCAUAGCGAUUGCAAGUGGACAAAAGUGAAGCUCAAGUUCAACCCAUUCAAACGAAGGAUCCCAACAUCCCACACUACACUUGUAUUGCUGCAACUUAUUACCUUAGUGAGAAUAUUUCUAUUUUUUAUCAUUAUUUUAUUAUUGUAUUAACUUAGCAUUUCGAUUUACUUAUUUGUAUUGUGCAGGGUGGCGGUUAUCAUAACAACUGGUGGGAAGAGCGAUUGCAUUACAUGACGGCCCACCUCUUCCAAGUGUACCACGCCUGAGUACAGAUCAUUUUCAUCAUUUUUCAUCAAAUUGGAAUGCAAAUUGUACUUCUGUAUUGACUUGUCAUAGCAACCCCUGCUGGGGAAAGCUGAAAGACAACCGCAACAUUUAAGCCAUUUUCAUGGCGAGCAGCGUUAGUGACACACUAUUUGCCACAGACAUGACCGCACCUCCAUAAUUACGUGUGUGUGUUUUCCUGUUAUAGGCUCAAGCUGUAAACCUGCUUAAAAAAUAUAAGCAGAAAAGGCAAUUGAUGUUUCACGUAAUGUGAUGUAUGACUUGUCGUCUUAGUGCGUCAAAUGGUAGUACUUUCCACAGCUCUUAUCAGAUAUAUACUGUAUAUCCAAGUCAGCUGUCACAGAUAAUGUGCCAAUAACAGUCCAGUUUUGAUGCUCUGCUUACCCCUGUGCAUCACUCACAAUCAUAGCAGGGAG